Molecule: messenger RNA, 899 nt
Organism: Xenopus laevis (African clawed frog)
Lineage: Eukaryota; Metazoa; Chordata; Amphibia; Anura; Pipidae
Gene: calm1.S
Product: calmodulin 1 (phosphorylase kinase, delta) homeolog S
Source: RefSeq, marked provisional
AGCUGCGUGAGCUGGGCACAUUGACUUAAGCGGCUUUGUGGAGACACCGGGAGUAACUCACUGUAUAUCCCUCACGAGCAUAUCGAGACCACUAUGGCCGAUCAACUGACAGAAGAACAGAUUGCUGAAUUUAAGGAGGCUUUCUCCUUGUUUGACAAAGAUGGUGACGGUACCAUCACAACUAAAGAACUUGGGACAGUUAUGAGAUCUCUUGGUCAGAACCCAACCGAGGCUGAGCUUCAAGAUAUGAUCAAUGAAGUAGAUGCUGAUGGCAAUGGAACAAUUGACUUUCCAGAAUUCCUUACCAUGAUGGCAAGAAAAAUGAAAGAUACAGACAGCGAGGAGGAAAUUCGUGAGGCAUUCAGAGUUUUUGACAAGGACGGCAAUGGUUACAUUAGUGCAGCAGAGCUCCGCCAUGUAAUGACUAAUCUAGGAGAAAAAUUAACAGAUGAAGAAGUAGAUGAAAUGAUCAGGGAAGCAGAUAUAGAUGGUGAUGGCCAAGUCAACUACGAAGAAUUCGUACAGAUGAUGACCGCAAAAUGAGGCCUCUUCACCUUUUCCCCCUCUAGAAGAAUCAAAUUGAAUCUUUUACUUACCUCUUGCAAAAAUGUUCAUUUACUCAUUCUGUUUCUGUAUAGCAAAACUGAAUGUCAAGAAAUAACCUUGUCCACAAAAAAAAUCUGCAUGUAAUGGUUGGUGGUCCUGUUUCCAAAAAGAUCAGUCUAAACAUCAGUUGUACAGUAUAUAAAUACUUGUACUAUCUUACAACAAGGAAGCACUUGGCGGACUCCUUACGUUCCGUUUGCUAAUGAUUACUCCACUGUUUGGGCUGGCCAGUUUUACAUGCAUGCAGCUUGACAAUUGAGCACAGUCAGACCUUUGUAUUUAAAACCUAAAAA